AUGGGCCCCCUUGGCCGACCAUGUAAAAGACGAGAUCCCUUUCCCGCAGGACCAGGGGAGUCGACACGACAGCGGGCAUUUCCUCAGGCUUCCGCCGAGUCUCCUUGCUUCUUCCCUCAUCGUGAGAAACAUUCCAAGGACUUGUCAGCGUUGGAAAGAAUCUGGACGAAUAUUCGCCGCAUGGGAGGCAAAGGAAAUGUUGGCAUGUCUGGGAAUGAGGGAGAGGAGCACCGAGAUUUCACCAACUGGAACAACCUGGACUACGCGUCAAAUCUGCUUCUAAUACUUGCGACGUUGUGCUCGGACCGCCAGGAUGAAGCGACGAGUUUCGCCAUUCGUUUUCGCCGUCGCGAGUGUCAUCAAACUUUGCACAAGCACAACUUCCGACCCAUCAAUACUUUCGACCACCACAUUGUCCACAGCGGUACUGCCCAGUUCGACCUCAAAUUCUAG
This is a messenger RNA of Metarhizium acridum CQMa 102, 453 nucleotides long. RefSeq lists its product as uncharacterized. The record is from RefSeq and is a predicted model, not a curated record. Lineage: Eukaryota; Fungi; Ascomycota; Sordariomycetes; Hypocreales; Clavicipitaceae.